Salpingoeca rosetta is the source of this 6559-nucleotide messenger RNA. RefSeq lists its product as uncharacterized. Bases 1 to 6444 code for a protein of 2147 amino acids. Lineage: Eukaryota; Choanoflagellata; Craspedida; Salpingoecidae. The transcript is spliced from 16 exons. The record is from RefSeq and is a predicted model, not a curated record.
AUGAUGCUGCGCGAAUUCUGUGUGGCGACAGGCGUGUGUGACCAUUCCGUCCUUGUUGCAGACGACAGUCCCUGCGAUGAUGGACUUGAGCGAACGGACUUUGACUCGUGCUCCAAUGGCGUGUGCGUUGGCGUCGAUCUGUGUGACACCACUGUCUGCGACCCGCCAGCCACAUGCUACGAAGAGGGCGCGUGCUUCCGCGGCAACUGCUCCUACGCGCUGUCACCGGCAAUGACCUCGUGCGACGACGGCGAUCCGCUCACAGACAACGACGUGUGUGAUGGUGCUGGAGGCUGCCAGGGUGUGGAUCUGUGCGUGGAGAACAACGUCGUGUGCCAGGCGCCAUCCCAGUGCCACAACGCACCGACCUGCGCCAAUGGCGUGUGCGGGGAGGCACCACCAAAGCCUGAGGGCACGCCUUGCAACGACAACGUCAACACGACGGUGAUGGACGCAUGCGACGGCAACGGCGAGUGUGUGGGCGUCGAUCUCUGCGCCAACGUGACGUGCAUGCCGCUGACACAGUGCCACGUCCCCGGCGAAUGCCAGUAUCAAACUGGCGAGUGCUCAAACCCGCUGAAGCUGGACGGCUCGUCCUGUGAUGACGGCAUUGCUCGCACAACGCAGGACCAAUGCCUGGCUGGGAGCUGCAAGGGCAUCGACGUGUGUGUGACGGAACAAGUUGUGUGUACACCAAAGGAUCAGUGCCACGACGCAGGCGAGUGCUACCAGGGGCUGUGCAGUGAUCCGCGAAAGCCCAACGGCACUCCAUGCGACGAUGGCGACCCAACAACGCUGGAUGACGUGUGCACAAACGGGCUGUGUGCGGGCAAGGACCCGUGCGCGGAUGUUGAGUGCACUGCACUGUCGCAGUGUCACGCUGUUGGGGAGUGCAGAGAUGGCGAAUGCACGCAGCCCGAGCUGCCCGACGGCACAGCGUGCGAUGAUGAGGAUGCAAGCACCUACCUCGACGUGUGCUUUGCUGGCAUCUGUGCCGGCUCCAUCGAGUGCAGCGGUUCCUGCGUCGCCUUCACAAACAGGAUUGGCGUCGUUGAGACUCCAUCGUACGGUCUCCGCCGCACUCUCGCUGGGACGGGAUGGGCAGCUGGCGCCACGUCCCUCGUCGGCCUGGCGGCGGACGGCGAGUUUGCUGGCGUGGAGUUCCGGGCAGCGCAAACAGACGCGAACAUCAUUGUUGGUCUUGGCGCGCAGGACCCGAGCCCGCGGUUCUCAGACGUCGACUUUGGCGUCUUCCUCACCACCUCCCGUCAGUACUUUGUGUACGAGGGCGGCAAGCUGCAGUUUGCGGCGGGAAGUUACGCCUUCAACAGCUCUGUUCAGAUCCGCGUCAACCGCAACGGUGCUGUGGAGUACCUGCUGGAUGGCGGCGUUGUGUACACGUCAGCGUCAGCGCCACAGUAUCCGCUGUUUGUCGAUCUCUCCAUCUUCUCGGAGAACGCAGCCGUCACCCACUUCCGCUUCGUCACAAAACAGGAGGCAUACUGCGACCAGGUCCCGUGUGAGCCCGCGGUUGGCUGCUACCAGGCCGAGGAGUGUGUGUUGGGUGACUGCCUCCCAGCACAGCCGCAGCCAUCAGGCACAUCGUGUAACGACAACGACAUCACAACACGCGAUGACGUGUGUGACGGCAACGGCUCAUGUUCUGGCGUGGACAAGUGCCUUGAUGUUGUGUGCGAGCAGCCCGAGAACGAGUGCCUGUACGCGCCGCCGUGUGAAUUGGGCGAAUGCCCACCGCUCGUGAGUGUUGAGGACGGUCUUCCUUGCGAUGACGGAAACAACAGCACCACCAACGACAGAUGCGUGAGCGGCGCCUGUAUCGCCGAGCUCGCUGCCCCAAGCGACUGCCUUGAGGGCGUGACGUGCUCAAACGGCGAGUGCCCUGAUCAUCCCCCUCGCCGCAACGGAGCCGUGUGCACAGACACGGACGACAACGUGUGCACCCUCGCCCGCUGUCAGACAGGUGUCUGCGUGCAGAACAUCCUCGCCAGCAACGGCGCAACGUGCGACGACGGCAACGUGCGCACGGACUUUGACGCGUGCCAGAACGGGGUGUGUGUUGGUGUUGAUCUGUGUGACCGCGAUCCCGUGUGCCCGCCACCGCCGGAUGCCUGCAGGCAAGAGGGCGUGUGCUUCCGUGGCAACUGCACGUACGAGCUGCAGCCACAGGGAGCGCCCUGUGACGACGGCAUGCUUGCAACCGACGAAGAUUCGUGCACAGCGGAGGGCGAGUGUGUGGGCAUCGACUACUGCGACACAACGGAGUGCCCGCUGUCGGAGUGCCGCCUGGAUGCGUCGUGUUUCCGCGGCGAAUGCAUGUACACGAACCGCGCAGACGGAGUUGCGUGCACGGACACGGAUGAUAACGUGUGCACGGCAGCGCAGUGCCUUGACGGCGAGUGCAUUCAGGACAACUUGCUCAGCAACAUUGCGUGCGACGACAACAACACGCGCACGGACUUGGACAUGUGCACCAAUGGCGUGUGUGCUGGCAUUGACCUGUGUCUUGGUGUGGAGUGUCCGCCGCCGGAUGCGUGCUUCUCCGAGGGCGUGUGCAAGAGCGGGCAGUGCGAAUACGAGCCGUUGCCUGCAGGCACGUCCUGCACCGACGACGACCCCAGCACAGACUUUGACACGUGCACGGAAGACGCGCGCUGUGUCGGUAUUGACCUGUGCGAGGCGCGCAACGUGACAUGUGCACCGCCCCCAGGGGAGUGCUUGCUGCCAACUGUGUGUUACCGCGGCGAGUGCCUUCCGUAUCCGCUUGCCGAUGACGGCUCUGUGUGCACAGACACGGACGAGAACCAGUGCACUACGGCGCGCUGCUUUGGCGGAAGCUGCUGGCAGAACGUCACUCGUCCUGACAACACCCCCUGUGAUGAUCUCUCGGAAGACACCAGAUUGACGCGGUGGAUCCCGCGUGAGACGUCUGGUGUGUGCAAGUGCCGGUCGAGCUCAGGGAUUGUGUGGACGGAGACUGAUGUCAUCAACACGGCCUUCCAAUGCGCGCAGAUGAUCUGCGCUGGUGGCUUGUUUGAGUUUGUGCAGUGCGAGUUUGGCGGCAGCGUUGUGUCAACGGGCGUCCACAGCGAUGGCGCCGUGCGCGUGCCCACACGCUACCAGGAGACCAUCUGCGAAGGCAACGGCACGCCCGUGACGCAGCGCCCAACCACGACCACGACCACAACGACCACGACAACGACAACAAGCAGCACCACUGCCGGUACGCGUUCCACGACGCUGAGCACGUUGUCUACCACGACAACUACCAGUACCAUGUCCACGACAUCAACAACCACAACCGGCACGACCGGUCCCCGCCCACCAACGGGGGUCACGUUUGUCAUUGACUGGCGUCUGGGCAUUUCAUUUGAGGACGCUUCGCUUCGCAUCCACAAGGGCGAUACGGUGACGUGGCAGUGGGAUGAAGUGGCGCCCCUGAAUGUGCUCAGUGGCUCCUCGCGCAUUCCAAACGGCGUGUUUGCGUCUGGCGAGCCCGCCUUUGUCGGCUCCUACUCAUUCACGUUCAACGACCCGGGCCGUUUUGAGUACUUCUCGCAGCUGCAGUCGUCGCUUGGCGGCGUGAUUAUUGUUGUUAAUCCCGUGGAGACCACGCCCUCCGAUGCCCCCGAUUACAUCAUCACCUGGGAUUACGACCCCAUUGACGCAAGCAUCACCAUCGAGCCAGGCGAGAUUGUGGAGUGGCGGUGGAACAACGACGAGGUGUUUGAUGUGACGAGUGGUGAGCGCGAUGACAGCCAGGCCGGUCUGCUCUUCAAGUCACCCUCUGGCUUGCAGGGUUCCUAUGCCGUGCGCUUCCUGGAGCCUGGCGUGUACAACUACCACGACUCGUUCCACUCCUUUGUCAACGCAGCCAUCACCGUUGUCGCUCCGACAACCACGACAACGCAGCCGCCAACGACCACCACCAGCCAAGGCGGCGUUUCAACGACAACAACGACGACGACGACGACCACCACCACUACCACACCAACCACGACUUCGUCGCCAACUACGACAAGAAGCGCCUCCUCAACGUCCACCACCAGCAGUGCAGGCGGGGUGACAACCGUGACUGUGCCUGUGGAGGGCCGCUUGGAUGACGUGGCUGCCAACGCGGGCCUGACACAGUUCCUGAGCGCCAUGAACGCAGCCGGGCUCAGCUCUCUCCUCACCACCAACAGAGAGUACACGGUGUUUGCGCCCACAAACCGCGCGUUUGCGUCGCUCAUGCCUCGCCUGCUUGAUCAGCUGUUUGAGCCGGAGAACCAGAUGCAGCUUGCGCGCGUCAUGAUGCAACAUUUUGUUGAAGGAGAGGUGUUUUCCGACGACAUGGACAACGGCGACACGCUUGCGUCACUGGCCGAGGAGACGCUGGGGAUUGUGCGUGCAGGCAGCGUGAUUCUCGUGGACGGUGCGCUGAUUGAGCAACCGGAUCUCAACGCCACCAACGGUGUGAUGCAUGUUGUGGACACGGUGCUGCUGCCGCCCUUCAGCACGCAGACAACCACCACGUCCUCAAGCACGACAACGACCACGGGCCCAACAGCAUCCACAAUGUCAUCCACAAUCACAGAGACGGAGACCGAGACCGAGACAGAAACUCAGCCCGAGACAACUGAGGCCGAAGUACCAAAGCUGGAUCUGCUGGAUCCAAACAACACGGAUGAUGACAUUAUGGUGCAGCCCGACGACUCCGUUGUCUUCACAGGCGCUGCCGGGUACCGCCUGUCGUCGUUCGAUCCUGUCAGCGACGGGUUUACGGUUGGCUUCAUUGUGCGCCAGACGCCAGGCACGUCGGGGUACCUGUUUGCCAAGACGGACGGGCAGGGCAACCGCUACUACAGCCUGUACUCGAGCCGGGCCACGCAGUCGCUCACGUUCUUCUACCGCACACCGGGCUCGUCCGCACAGCUGCUGGUCUCGUUUGGGUUUGGUCUCACGGACGGUGAGCUGCGCACUGUGCUGCUGACGGUUGUGGGCAGCACGGUCACGCUGCGCACGCAAUCUGGGUACCCGGAGAGCGCACAGCUGGCGGGCCCCAUCGACGACUGUGGCUCUCCGUCGCCGUCGUGUGUCUUCAGCAUUGGUCAGCGCAUUGGGCCAGAUGGCCAGGGCACGCUUGAGUUUAUCGGCACCAUGUAUGGGGCGGAGCUGCUGUACACGCCGCUGGAGAUUCCGUCCACCACCGCGACCACCACCUCGCCGACAACGCCCCUGACCCCUGGCACGACGACCACGACAUCAGCGCCAGAGACUGGCUUCUCCCGCGUGGAUCUGUUUGAGCAGGAUGUUGUUGCCACGCCCCCGAACACGGUCAUCCCCCUCAUGGGUGGUGGGUACGAGUUUUCGGGCACUGGCGCGCUGCUGGUGUCAUCACAGCCACCGCCCAUCUCCGCGACCACGUUUUCCAUCGCUGUCCUCGCGCGCCAGAACGAACAGACCAACGGAUAUCUUCUUGCCAAGACGGAUUUGAGCGGUCUUGGGCGCUUCUAUGGGCUCUACUCCAGCAGCACAUCUCGCCGCCUCUCAUUUUACUUCUCAUCUUCUUCCACGGGCACACGGGUGGUGCACUUCCCGAUCAACCUUGCUGAUGGCGAGUAUCACACCAUCCUGCUGUCUGUGGACGCGCCGAGUGCGAGGCUGAUUGUGGACGGGCGCCUGGUCGGGACGCAGGACCUUGGGGUGGAUGCAUUGUCCGACUGUUCUCCGGCAGGCAUCAACUGCCUGCUGUACAUUGGCCAGCGCAGCUCCCCAUCUGGAGGCGACUUCCGCUUCUCAGGAACAAUCCGCAUUGCAGACGUGUACACGGCCGAGGCGCUGGAUGCGUUCCCCAGCAGCGGCGGCAGUGGCGGUGGCGGUGGCGACGAUGGCAUGGCGCCGUUUGACUUGCUGGACCCGCUUGUUCACGACAGCGGUGUUCCCGCCAGCGGCGACGGAGUGUAUACGUUUGCAGGGGAUGCGGCUCUGCGUGUGACCACGAUGCCAGCGAUUACGCGCAACUUCAGUGUUGUGAUGGACGUGCGGCAGAUGGAGGGCAACAGCGGGUAUCUUUUCUCCAAGUCAACCAGCACAGGCAGCCGCUACUGGUCGCUGUACUCGUCAUCGCUCACCAACACGUUGACGUUCUUCUACCGCGUGCCAGGCUCGACGGUGCAGCGCUCUGCCCGCUUUGCGCAUGACCUCAGCACGGGGCAGCCACGCACGGUUGUGGUUUCUGUUGCUAGCGCAGUGCUGUCUGUUGAGGUUGACGGCGUGGACGCUGGCAGUGCGGUGCUUGACGGGCCUGUGGAUGACUGUAUGCUUGGCCCCGACUGUGUGUUCUAUCUUGGCCAGCGUCCAGAUGGCUCUGGCGAUGGCGCGUUCUUCCUUACCGGCUCGGUUUUCCGCGCCCUCUUGUAUCCAGAACUCGCCCUGCUUGCAUAGUGCGUUCUUGUGUUGUUGUUGUUGUUGAUGUGUGUGUGUGUGUAUGUUUGGAGGUGUUUGGGAGGAAGGGGGGUGUUUGCAUUUCGUUUCGUCACAUCAUUCAUUCGUUCAUUGA